Molecule: messenger RNA, 3477 nt
Organism: Durusdinium trenchii
Lineage: Eukaryota; Dinophyceae; Suessiales; Symbiodiniaceae
Source: the annotation of a GenBank genome assembly
AUGGAUCCAUGGAUCCACUUGGGCGAGUCGAGCGGGCGACUUUCUGAGGCCAUCGCGCGAAGGGCCGAAGAAGAGGAGUUCAUCGAUUAUGAUCCCGAGGACCCUGUGCCCAUCUACCUGUCGUUGGAUCCAGCUAAACCACCAGCUACCGAGGUCCUGCGGAGUGAUGUGAGGUCCGCGCCUGCUGAAGGACUGGGUGAAGCGGGUGAAGAUGAUCGAAGGUCUUCCCGCUCCAGCGGUCCAGGUCUUCCCAUCACGAUCAUCACUGUCUCGCCCUUCGCACCAGGACCUGGCGUUGGUGUGGCCAAGAUCACUCCGGAGCGGGUUUGUUCACACGUGACGUCCCACCGGACGCACCCCUUUGCUCAAGGCAUCGGUGCGUCGGUGGGUGAUCUCGAUGAUCUCAUGAGCGAGCUCGGGGCGACCAGCGCCAGGCCCACUGCAAUUUGCAAUGGCUACUCGAAGAGGAUCCCUGCCAGACGGAGAGAACCAAUCUUCAGCCCCACCUCCUUCACCAGCUGGAAGGCGACAGCUCGACAGCCCUGGGAAGAAGCCGCGGCUCCGGAUCUGCCGGCCCUUGAGGGCCAAGCGGCUGAAGCCCAGGUAUGGAUGGAACUUGGCGCCAGCAUUGGGAGCGUUGACGCCUUGAGAAGCAGCCGUCAGCGGUCAGCGAUGUCCUCAGCGAUGUCCACAGCCAAUGGCGAGAGCGAAGUCACUGAACCGCUGGAAGAGCCACGCGCCCUGAGAGAUGAAAGGCGCUUUCUGCAUCAGCGCUUCGAGAAGCUCAAGUCAGACCAUCCAGGCUUCGAGCCCUCCAGCGUUCCCUUUGGCGUGGCCUUCUCGGGGGGCGGAGUCCGUGCAGCUGCCUUCCAUUGUGGCCUUUUGUGGGCAUUAGCUGCUCAGGAUGUCUUGAAGGAUGUCAGCCAUUUGGCCUCCGUCUCGGGCGGCGCCUACACCGCCGCUUGCUACGCCACCCACCUGCUGAAGCUGGCGGAGGAAGCGCCUCCUCCGGGCGCAGCUGGCAGUGGUGGGCUGGAUCGCUGGUACAAGGAGGUUGCAGCCAAGACCAUCCUCCGCAUGCAGCACAAUAUCAAUUAUUUGGUGCGCGGUGGACGGUGUCAAGACCCAGAGUCAGAACGGGGCCGUGGCUGUUGCCCAAGAAUAUUUGACAUCCCCUUCUUCAUUCUGACCAUCAUCGCCACGGCCUGCAUUUCACCGGCAUUGAUUUUCAUCAAUACGGUGUGGCCCUUAGUGUUGUGCAUUGAGCAUGAGUUGGCGGCCACCCUGCGCUCAGCCUGGUGUGAUCCUGAUCACAUGGCGUACAGUGCAGCGCUCUACCAGUGGUCGAAGACUCGCUUGGUCUACUUUGCAGGGCUUACAGCUGCCUUGGGCGUUUUGUUGGCUUUGCUGGCGCGCUUGGGCUGCUGUCGGCCCAACCGAGAUCAAUAUUUGUCUCACCUCUUUCGACGCUCUAUGCAGCAAGUGUUGAUCAGAGGCGCGAUUUGUUAUUCGAUCUAUGUCACUGUGCCCUGGAUCCUCCUCCAAAUGCAGAACCUCACUUGGGGUGCUACCCCAGCGUUCUUCUCCAAUGGUGCUGGUGAAGGCAGUGAGUGGGUGCGUUACUACUGCUGGAGGUAUAUCACUGAGAGUAUUGAGAGGCCAUCCUGCAUUGAUCACACCCAGUUCCACGGGCCUUUGUGGUUCGAUGAUGGGCACAAUUAUCUCUACAGGAAUGCCAGCUGGGUGGCUGAACACCACAUCGCCCACCCCAGCGGGGCGGACCCGGGUGGGAACACUGCAUACACCACGCCCAUGUUUUUAAUUGUCAACCUUAUUAUUUUCGCAGCUGGCUUGAUUGGGCUCUUGUGGGGUUUGUCGCUCCUCCGGUGGUACCUCACCUUAGCGGGCCCCAUUUGGGCAGCGUUCCUGGUGGCUCUGGUCGCCCAAUGGCAGAUCUUUGGGCCCUUGACGGGACAAAGCUUGUUCCCCAACCUCUUGUAUUACUCCCACAGCAGCAGCUCCUGGAUUUUCCACGUUUGCAUCAUUGCAGCUGUUAUUACAUUGCCGAUCUACGACCUGUUGAUCAAAUUGAUCCACUCCUACUACCGGCGCUCAUUGCAGUUGGCCUACUUUUGCGAUGGCGAAGACAUCGAGUUCCCAGCUGCAGCAGAUAGCCCCUACUGCCCAAACCUGCUGCUGGGGGCGUGCAUUAAUGAUUUUCGCAGACCAGAAGACAAAGAGCUUCUCUCUGAUUUCACCUUGACGCCUCUUUUCAUGGGCUGCCCCCGGACCGGCUUCUUCCGCACCGACCGCCGCAUGCGGCUGGGCUACGCCAUCUCGGUGUCCGGCGCCGCGCCCGACACGCUGAUGUUGACCAAGUUCGAUGUGCUCCCAAUUCGAUUCCUUUUGUCCGUCUUCUCAUUACGCCUCGGCGACUUCGUACGCCUGGCACCCGACGGUAAGAUUGCGGCGCAGAUCGGCACCACCUUUCGGCGCUUGGAAGAGCGGGCGGCGCCAGCGGCGGCCGGGAACGAGGUUCGGGCGGCCACAGCACAGUUUUUGGCACAGAGGAUUUGGGAUGGGGCUCCAGUGGCACUCAUCCUGAUGGCCUGCCACUUACUGGUGAUGCUGGGAAGAGGCUUGGAUGAUGUAGGUGGUUGCGGCGCCUACCAGGUGAUCCUGCAGAUGGGCUUGUCUGGCUUUGUGAUACUUUUAGUGCUAAGCUUCUUCGCCUUCGCCCCACAGUUGCGAUGGCUCAUGCGGAGUCCGCUGAUCCUGCAGUUUCAGAUGAUGUUCAUGCACCGACAUCAAGCUAUAGAGCCCCCACCAUACGUCUAUGUCUCUGAUGGGGGCCUUAUUGAGUGCCUCGGGGUGCUCAUGCUUUUGCGACGCAGGAUGCCACUGAUCAUUUGCUCAGAUGCCUGUGAAGAUAUGAAUGUCACCUUGCGUGCCUUGCUGGACACGAUCCACCUCGCCCGGGAGGAGAAGCUGUGUUCCUUCUUCGACGUGGAUGACCCACGCCGCGAUGUGCAGCUGACGAUGGCAGAGGUGAAAGAGAGCCACAAACCCUACCUGCGUUUGGGCAUCCGCUAUGAGCCCGAUGCCAGCGGGGCUGCGUUGGAGGGGGAGCUUCUCUAUAUCCGCAUGCGCUUGGCCCCUGGUGACCAAGCCUCUGAGCGGGACCUGCUCAGUCGAUCGGAACUCCUGGACGGGCCGCCUCCGCCUCCCGGCAGCUCCUUUGCCAUUGGCUCUGGCCCGCGGUCACCCGACGACCUUCGCCCCCGGCGGUGCGAGAUGAACGGCAUGUGGUGCGAAGGCACUUGCGCCCGCAGAUGCCCUGGGCGGCGCUUCCCUGACUUUGGGACAGGCAACCAGUUCCUUCAACCACGGCAUUUCGCUAACCUUUGCGCGCUCGGUGCAGAGAUGGCUUUGCCUGCCGUUAGACACAUUGCUCGGAGGGGCCGUGCCGGCCCCUGA